Molecule: messenger RNA, 870 nt
Organism: Erythranthe guttata (spotted monkey flower)
Lineage: Eukaryota; Viridiplantae; Streptophyta; Magnoliopsida; Lamiales; Phrymaceae
Source: RefSeq, a predicted model, not a curated record
AUGAAGGCAUCGGACCGGUCAAAUAGUGGAGCAGUCAAGACGGGAGGAAUUUUGGAAUUGGACGGGGUCACCGCAAUCACUGCCCAAUUAGAGAAGCUGUCAAAGCAAGUAGCAGCAUUGCAAACUCAGCAAGUCCAUGCAGUCCAAGUUCCUGACCAGUGCGUAGAAGAAACGGACUCUCUAAAUUAUGUGCAUGACACUAACCGACAACAGAGGAACCCAUACUCCAACACGUAUAAUCCGGGAGGGAAAGAUCACCCUAACAUUGGGUGGGGAGGAAAUCAGCAAGGACAAAGGCAAGCACCACCUCAAGCUCAACCUCAAGGUGGAGAUCUCGCAAAUAUCUUGGCGCAAUUUAUGACAACCACUCAAGCCUCUAUCCGAAAUUUGGAAACACAGAUGGGUCAACUUGCAACCCAGCUAACCGCUAGGCCAUCGUGAGCACUGCCGUCGAAUACGGAAGAUCCUCGAAAGAGCAACAUCGAGCAGUGCAACACUGUAAGUUUAGGGAAUGGGAGACAAUUGGAGGAAGCCCCACGAAAAGAGAAGAGAAGCGCGGUAAUCGAGAAGCGAAGAGUGAUUGGGGAAAAAUAAGCAACUCACGAAGAAUCACUAUCAUCAACAGUGAAAUCACGAGCCCCUCCAAUUCCAUACCCUCAAACAUUUCUAAAAAAGAAGCUCGAUGCCGAAUACCAAGGAUUUUUGGACAAGUUGAAGGAAAUUCACAUAAAUAUCCCUGUUAUCGAAGCCCUUCAGAAGAUGCGAAAGUGGUUGAAAUUCCUCAAGGAUCUCAUGACAAAGAGGAAGAAAUUGCAAGGGAACGAGAUGAUCCAACUCAUGGAACAAUGCAGUGCAAUUCUUACACGGCCC